Messenger RNA from Cornus florida, 762 nucleotides. Its product is annotated as late embryogenesis abundant protein At1g64065-like. The transcript has a single exon. The record is from RefSeq and is a predicted model, not a curated record. NCBI's taxonomy places the organism in Eukaryota, Viridiplantae, Streptophyta, Magnoliopsida, Cornales, Cornaceae. Bases 15 to 665 code for a protein of 216 amino acids.
UCUAAAACCCAUCAAUGGCAGAGAAGGAUCAACAAGUCCAUCCCAUGCCUCAAUCCAACAACACUCCCGCCAAGCAGGAUGAAGAGGACGGCGGCACAUUGCUAUCCAAAGAGCUUCGUCGCAAGAAACGCAUGAAAUGCUUGGCUUAUGUUGUUGCCUUUGCGGUGAUCCAAACCAGUAUUAUAUUGCUCUUUGCACUCACGGUCAUGAAAAUCAAAACUCCCAAGUUUCGCGUUAGGUCUGCUACAUUUGAGAGCUUUAAUGUUGUGGCAACAACUAGUCCUCCUUCAUUUGACAUCAAGAUGAAUGCUGAACUUGGUGUCAAGAAUACAAACUUUGGUCACUAUAAAUUCGACAACAGCACUAUUUACUUCUUCUAUAAGGGUACAGAGGUUGGGAGUGCCGUUGUUUCGAAGGCACGAGCUAGAGCUCGAUCCACCAAGAAGUUCAAUGUUCUUGUAGGCCUGUCAUCAACCAAUUUACCAAGCAAUUCAGAAUUAGGAAGUGAUCUCAGUUCUGGGGUUUGGCAGCUGAGCAGCCGAUCGGAAUUGAAAGGCAAGGUGGAAUUGAUGAAGGUGAUGAAGAAGAAGAAGUCCACGGAAAUGAGUUGCACUUUGACCAUAAGUUUGGCGGACAAGGCUAUCAGAGAUUUAAAUUGCAGAUGAAACUUGAAUACUAUGUUCUUGGGUUAUUUUGUACUUGGCUUUCUUUUAAAGUACUGUGAUCAUGUAAAUUAAUAUUGGGUAUAUACCCAAGGUGUAA